GUUGCUCGCACACUCGCAUGAAAACCCACUGCUGCUCCCCCCCCCUAAAAUUUCCUCCAAAAUUCUCCUCCCGCCAAUUCCCUCCAUCCCCCAAAAAUCUCACCACUUCCCCUCCUCUCUCCACUUUCCCGGAAAAUCCCCUUUCCAGCACCCCACAAAACCCUAGCACUCCAUCCUUCCGCGUCGCUUGCCCCGAUUUCCACUAAAAAAACCCUAAUUCCACUUUCUUACGCACUGACGAUAAACCCUAGGUCAGUCAAAAUGCCUUCCAUGUCUUCUCCAGGCAAAAUCCUGAAAUUGGAGAUGGAAAACUUCAAAUCCUACAAAGGUCUUCAAACAAUUGGUCCAUUCAAGGAUUUCACAGCCAUAAUCGGCCCAAACGGAGCUGGAAAAUCUAAUUUAAUGGACGCUAUCAGUUUCGUUCUCGGUGUCCGUACUGGUCAUCUCCGUGGAGCGCAGCUGAAAGACCUUAUUUACGCGUACGACGACCGUGAAAAGGAGCAAAAAGGACGGAGAGCCUUCGUGCGCUUGGUUUACCUGUUGCCUGACGGGUCGGAGCUCCAAUUCACCCGGGCUAUUACUAGCUCUGGUGGCAGUGAGUACCGUAUUGAUGGCAGGGUUGUUAAUUGGGAUGAAUACAAUGCCAGGUUAAAAGAGUUGGGCAUUCUUGUUAAGGCCAGGAAUUUUUUGGUGUUUCAGGGCGACGUGGAGUCCAUUGCAUCUAAAAACCCAAAAGAGCUGACCGCACUUUUUGAGCAGAUAUCUGGAUCUGAAGAUCUCAAGAGAGAAUAUGAAGAUCUUGAAGAAAAGAAAGCCAGGGCUGAAGAAAAAUCAGCUCUUGUUUAUCAGAAAAAGAGAACAGUAGUUAUGGAGAGGAAGCAAAAGAAAGAGCAGAAGGAAGAAGCGGAAAAGCAUCUACGUUUGCAAGAUCAAUUGAAAUCUUUGAAGAAAGAACACUUUCUAUGGCAAUUGUAUACCAUACACAAUGACUCAAUUAAGAUGAAUGCUGAACUUGAUGCUGAAAAGAGGAAUCAAGAAGAUCUCAUGCAAGAGCUUGAGAAGUUUGGACAUGAAGCAGACAAGAAGAAGAAGGAACAAGAAAAAUACCAGAAAGAGAUUACGCAAUGUGAAAGGAAGAUCAAAGAGAGAAGUUUAAAACUUGACAAGCAUCAACCAGAACUUCUUAAAUUAAAUGAGGAAAUGUCACGCAUAAAUUCAAAAAUUAAGAGCAGUCGUAAAGAGCUUGAGAGGAAAAUGGUAGAAAGGAGGAAGCAUGCUGAUGAGAUAAAAGAGCUGGAGAGUGGCAUUCAAGAUCUGAGUUCUAAAAUGGAUGGUCUUCGUGAAAAAAGUCGAGAUGUUGGUGGAAAACUUCCCUUGGCUGACGGUCAACUACAAGAAUACUUCCAAAUUAAGGAGGACGCUGGCAUGAAAACUGUCAGGCUAAGGGAUGAAAAGGAGGUUCUGGACAGGCAGCAACAUGCUGAUAUGGAAGCUCAAAAGAAUUUGGAAGAAAACCUCCAACAGUUGGAAAAUCGGGCACAUGAACUGGAUUCCCAGGACAAACAAAUGCGUGAAAGAAUGAAAAAGAUUCUUGAUGCUUCUACAAAGCAUAAAAAUGAGGUGAUUGAUCUGAAAAAGGAAUUGCGUGAGAUGCAAGAUAAACAUCGGGAUUCCAGGCACAAAUAUGAGAACUUGAAGUCCAAAAUUGGUGAAAUAGAAAACCAGCUACGUGAAUCGAGAGCAGAUAGACAUGAGAAUGAGAGGGAUGCUAAGCUGUUUCAAGCAGUUGAGACUCUCAAACGCCUAUUUCAAGGAGUUCAUGGCCGGAUGAUUGAUCUCUGCAGGCCAACCCAGAAGAAGUACAACCUUGCUGUUACUGUUGCUAUGGGGAAGUUCAUGGAUGCAGUUGUGGUUGAGGAUGAAAACACGGGGAAAGAGUGCAUCAAGUAUUUGAAAGACCAAAGGCUUCCUCCUCAGACAUUUAUACCUCUUCAAUCAGUUCGUGUAAAGCCAGUAAUUGAAAGGUUGCGUACCUUAGGUGGUACUGCAAAGCUGGUCUUUGAUGUGAUCCAAUUUGAUCCUGUCCUGGAGAAGGCAAUUCUUUUUGCUGUUGGAAAUACUCUAGUGUGUGAUGAACUUGAUGAAGCCAAGGUUCUUAGCUGGACUGGGGAGAGAUUUAGAGUUGUAACAGUAGAUGGGAUCCUGCUCACAAAGUCUGGCACAAUGACUGGUGGCACCAGUGGUGGAAUGGAAGCAAAGUCAAAACAGUGGGAUGAUAAAAAGAUUGAAGGCCUGAAAAGGAAGAAAGAACAACUUGAGUCUGAGUUGGAGGAGCUUGGGUCAAUCAGGGAGAUGCAUUUAAAGGAGUCUGAAGCAUCAGGAAAAAUGAGUGGGCUUGAAAAGAAGAUUCAGUAUGCAGAGAUUGAGAAGAAAAGUAUCGAGGACAAACUUGCAAACAUGAAAAAGGAGAAGCGGGUUAUUAAAGAAGAAAUUGACCGUAUAAACCCUGAACUUCGUAAGUUAAAAGAAACUGUCGAAAAGAGGGCCACUGAAAUUAGGAAGCUGGAGAAGAGAAUCAAUGACAUUGUUGACCGAAUAUAUAGAAAAUUUAGUGAGGAUGUUGGGGUGGAAAAUAUUCGUGAAUAUGAAGAAAACCAUGUUAAGGCUGCACAACACAUGGCUGAAGAAAGGUUAAGCUUGAGUAACCAGCUAGCAAAGCUGAAGUACCAGUUGGAGUACGAGCAAAAACGGGACAUGGAAUCACGAAUUAGAAAACUAGAAUCUUCUCUCGCUGCUUUAGAAAAUGAUUUGAAACAAGUUCAGAAAAAAGAGGCCCAAAUUAAAUUAGCAUCUGAUAAAGCUACUGAUGAGAUUAAUAAAUGGAAGGAAGAAAUGAAAGAGUGGAAAUCCAAGUCAGAAGAGUGCGCAAAUGAGAUACGUGAAUGGACGAAGAAGGGUUCUGCAGUUACAAGCAACUUAUCUAAGCUUACCCGUCUUAUAAACUCAAAGGAGACACAGAUUGCACAGCUAUCUUCCUGGAAGCAGGAUAUAGUGGAGAAGUGUGAAUUAGAAAAUAUAAACCUUCCCACUGUUUCUGACCCAAUGGACAUUGACUCGCCAAUUCCUGGGCCGGAUUAUGAUUUUAGUCAGCUAAAUAGAUCUCUUCAGGAUAGGAGACCUUCUGUCAGAGAGAAGAUUGAGGCAGAUUUUAAGCAAAAGAUAGAUGCCUUGAUAUCAGAAAUUGAAAAAACCGCACCAAACUUGAAGGCACUGGAUCAAUAUGAGGCUCUGAGAGAGAGAGAGAGGGUAGUCACUGAAGAGUUUGAAGCAGCCAGAAAGGAGGAGAAGCAAAUAGCUGAUUCUUACAAUGGAGUUAAGCAGAGAAGGUACGAGUUGUUUAUGGGAGCUUUCAACCACAUAUCAAAUAGUAUUGAUAAGAUUUACAAACAAUUGACAAAGAGCAGCAAUCAUCCAUUGGGCGGAAUGGCAUAUUUGAGCUUAGAAAACGAGGAUGAUCCUUUUCUACACGGUAUCAAAUACACUGCUAUGCCACCACAAAAGCGUUUUCGAGAUAUGGAACAGCUCUCUGGUGGGGAGAAGACUGUUGCAGCGCUGGCAUUACUCUUUUCCAUCCACAGCUACAAGCCUUCACCAUUUUUCAUACUGGAUGAAGUCGAUGCUGCAUUGGAUAAUUUAAAUGUUGCAAAGGUAGCUGGAUUCAUUCGAGCAAGAUCAUGUGAAGGAACCAGGGGUAUUGUGGAUGCUGAUGGUGGCAGUGGUUUUCAGAGUAUCGUGAUCUCUCUGAAGGAUAGCUUUUAUGACAAGGCCGAAGCAUUGGUCGGGGUUUACAGGGACUCUGAGAGGAGUUGCUCAAGAACUCUGACGUUUGACCUGUCAGUAUAUCGACCAUCUUGAGAAUCCAAUCGCAGAUUAGCAUCUUGUUUGUUUGGUUGGCUCAAAUCUUUAAACUUUGUAGAUAUGACAUUACAACCUGCGUAGCUACUUCUCUUUCUUUCUAGGCAGUGUGAUAGUUGUGCCAGUUUCUCACCUCCUCUGAUCAUCUAAAUCCCGAGACGUGUAUUAAUGACCUUAGAGAUGGAAUAUAAAAUCUGAUUUGUGAA
This is a messenger RNA of Populus trichocarpa (black cottonwood), 4121 nucleotides long. RefSeq names its product structural maintenance of chromosomes protein 1. Gene Ontology annotation, cellular component: cohesin complex; nucleus; chromosome. The record is from RefSeq and is a predicted model, not a curated record. Bases 262 to 3915 code for a protein of 1217 amino acids. Lineage: Eukaryota; Viridiplantae; Streptophyta; Magnoliopsida; Malpighiales; Salicaceae. Gene Ontology annotation, molecular function: DNA binding; protein binding; ATP binding. Gene Ontology annotation, biological process: sister chromatid cohesion. The transcript is spliced from 18 exons.